Messenger RNA from Cornus florida, 847 nucleotides. RefSeq names its product protein RADIALIS-like 4. NCBI's taxonomy places the organism in Eukaryota, Viridiplantae, Streptophyta, Magnoliopsida, Cornales, Cornaceae. The transcript is spliced from 2 exons. Gene Ontology annotation, molecular function: DNA-binding transcription factor activity. Bases 348 to 650 code for a protein of 100 amino acids. The record is from RefSeq and is a predicted model, not a curated record.
UCCCAGCUGCCCUAUUGCAGAUCCUUGUCCUACUUCAUCUUGUGGUUCCAAAGUAGCCGAGUCACUCCAUUACUCCACCUUCAAUUCCGCCAAAUAUAGAUUCGCCAACUGUCUCCUCUUCACCGCCACCCUCCUCACCACCAUCUAGAUUAUAGUAGUAUAUAUAUGCAGCAACCAUGGAGCCUCUUGCUCAUAGCAUCCCUUUACCUUAUCCCCUCUUCUCUCUCUCUUUCUAUCUAUCCAAACACUCCCUUUCUUUCUCUUUCUUUUAUCCCUAUCCGUAUAAAAGUAUAGGCCUCACAAGUCCUCUUCAGUAUAAUAAUAUAUAUUAGCUAGAGUACUGAGUUAUGGCAUCAGGCUCUCUGAGUUCGCGUAGGUCGGGUUCGUCGUGGACAGCCCAGCAAAACAAGUUGUUCGAGAAGGCGUUGGCUCAGUACGACAAGGACACCCCUGACCGGUGGCAGAACGUGGCCAGGGCUGUUGGCGGGAAGUCUACCGAGGAAGUUAAGAGGCACUAUGAGAUUCUUCUUGAGGAUCUCAGGCGUAUCGAGUCUGGUCACGUUCCUAUUCCCAAGUACAAGGCCACCACUGGACGCAAUGGCAAUGCAGACGAAGAACAGAGGCUUCUGAAGUACCUUAAGCUGCAAUGAAGUCCAAGCCCCCCCUCUAAUGUUUUACCAGCAGAUCAUCUGUUAUGAGUAAAACGUCGACGUGUGAAUAUGUAAAUUAAUAUCUCUCUCUCCCCCUAUGUAAUAAGUCAUCUUUGUUUAUUCCAACAUCACUACUGCAAUGUAAUGUAAUUUCCUAUUUCAGAAACAUUGUAAUGUAAUUUCAACUUCACUUAGAA